Messenger RNA from Syngnathus typhle (broad-nosed pipefish), 1391 nucleotides. It is a transcript of the gene otulina, whose product is annotated as OTU deubiquitinase with linear linkage specificity a. The transcript has 3 exons. NCBI's taxonomy places the organism in Eukaryota, Metazoa, Chordata, Actinopteri, Syngnathiformes, Syngnathidae. The coding region runs from base 91 to 735 and encodes 214 amino acids. The record is from RefSeq and is a predicted model, not a curated record.
GAAGAAGCUUCCCAUGUGACGUCACAACAACAACAGCAAAAUCAGCGGCGGCGGCGGCGCUUUUGCCUUUCUCUCGCCGAAUUGGCAACAAUGUCGUGGUUGAAAGCGGUGUCAAACAGGACGGACGACGUUUUUGAGGAGAACGCGAACGAACUUAACAUUUCAGCCAAAGAAUGGGCGCUCAAUAUGAAGAGAAGAAACAGGGACGGUUACGUGGAUGGCGCUGACGCUGGCGAGGAUGCAGCGCUGGAGGUGGGUUUCAAGGAGGGCUUCUGCGAGGGAGCGGCCAAGACUCGGGCCAUUGGACGACUUCGAGGGAUUGUUUGCGCAAUCGGCAGCUGGUACCAGGUGGAGCACCGCGGCCAGCCAUUCCCCGCCUCCGUGAUGGCUCUCCUGCAGCGUGUUUCGCAGCACGAGGAUUCCAUCGUGUCUGAAAUCAUGAAAGCCAUGGAGACGCCACCCCAUCCUAGUCCUGACGAUGUGGCAGAGAGCCUGGAGGAGCUCGGGGUGGCAUCACCCAAGGCCUGUCAGGAGAGCGACUGCUGCAUGGACACGGAUUGUCCUCCACGUUGUCAAACGACACAUCAAGUGGGCGGUGGGAGCAACACUUGUUCCCCGUCCCAUGCCCGUGCGACAAACUUCAGCCAGCUGGUGCAGAGCUGCAGGGACAUCGCUGCGGAGCUCGGGCUACCUCCAGGGCUGUUGGAGCACAUCGAUGAGUUGGAAAAUAUUUAAUUGACAUUUUUAUAUACCGACAAUACAAGCAGUCCCAGAAAUCUUGGGGCAGUGACACAACUGUCCCCUUUUGGGCUCUAAGCAGCACCCACAAUGGCUUUGAAAUGCAACCAACAUAAUGUGUUCGAAGUAUAGAUAAUUGGGGGGACUGAUUGACAUCCAAAAAGGUGGAUGCCGCUCUAUACGAAGGACAACAUAUUGUGUAUGGCUGGAAUCAUGUGGAAUCCAUGUACCUCUGAAAUAAUUUCUCUAUACAAAUGUAAUAUAUUUGAAUAAUGUUUCAGACAAUGUCCGCCUCACAGUUCAGAGGGUGCGGGUUGGUUUCCACCUCCGGCCAUCCCUGUGUGGAGUUUGCAUGUUCUCCCUGUACCUGCGUGGGUUUUCCCCGGGAAGUCUGGUUUCCUCCCACAUCCCAAAAACAUGCUUGGUAGGCUGAUUGAGCACUCCAAAUUGCCCCUAGGUGUGAGUGUGGGUGCGAAUGGUUGUUUGUCUCGGUAUUGGCUGGCAACCGGUUCAGUGUGUCCCCUGCCUACUGCCCGAUGACAGCUGGGAUAGGCUCCAGCAAGCCCGCGACCCCCGUGGGGACAAGCGGUAUAGAAAAUGAAUGGAUGGAUGAAUGCAAUUUAAUAUUUUUUAGUGAUGGAUCAAUUAAGUCA